This is a messenger RNA of Selaginella moellendorffii, 2414 nucleotides long. RefSeq names its product putative elongation factor TypA-like SVR3, chloroplastic. The record is from RefSeq and is a predicted model, not a curated record. Bases 143 to 2197 code for a protein of 684 amino acids. The transcript is spliced from 14 exons. Gene Ontology annotation, cellular component: ribonucleoprotein complex; cytosol. Gene Ontology annotation, molecular function: GTP binding; GTPase activity. NCBI's taxonomy places the organism in Eukaryota, Viridiplantae, Streptophyta, Lycopodiopsida, Selaginellales, Selaginellaceae.
CAAGCGUGUGGUAUGAAGCAGGGAAUCGUCGCCCAAGGGUUUAAGCGACUGGUGGACAAAAACCCUCCUUCCUUUCUACAGCGGAAAAGAGAGGGCAUUUUUUUCUCCUUGUUCCUCCCAUUCUUUGCUCCGGUGCUCCACGAUGGCGAUGGAGAUUGCCGCCACCGCCUCAAGAGGGCUACUCCAGUCCACCACCACAAGCAGCACCGGCAGCAUUAGCGGUAGCAGUAGAGUUUUGGCUAGAUUCUCCGAGGAGAAGCGGCUGAUUGUCGACAAGCUCGAGCUUGGAGCGCUCCGGAAGCGAUCGCUGCAUCUCAAUUUGCGUAGGAUUGCUCCGGCGCCGCGAUGCCGAGUUGCCACAACCGAGGAAUCAGUCCAAGUCAAGGACGCUCCAAAGAAGCUGGACUUGAGGACUGAUAUAAGGAACCUCGCCAUCAUCGCUCAUGUCGAUCACGGCAAGACCACGCUGGUGGAUGGAAUGCUUCGACAAUCCAAGGUUUUCCGGGACAACCAAACAGUCCAAGAGCGAAUCAUGGAUUCCAAUGAUUUGGAAAGAGAGCGAGGGAUUACAAUUCUCAGCAAGAACACGGCCAUCACGUACAAGGGGACGAAGAUCAAUAUCAUCGACACACCGGGUCACUCGGACUUUGGAGGAGAAGUGGAGCGUGUUCUUAACAUGGUUGACGGUGUUCUUCUCCUCGUGGACGCUGUGGAAGGUCCCAUGCCACAAACGAGAUUUGUUCUCAAGAAAGCUCUGGCGCUUGGCCAUAGAGUUAUUGUUGUUGUCAACAAGGUGGACAGGCCAGCAGCUCGGCCGGACUACGUUAUCAACAUGACUUUCGAGCUGUUCUUGGAGCUCGAGGCUUCUGACGAGCAAUGUGACUUUCAAGUAAUCUAUGCGAGUGGCCUCAAAGGACAAGCUGGCCUGGAACCAGAUGCUCUUGGGAACGACCUGGAGCCUCUUUUCGAGGCUGUUCUUCGUUGCAUUCCUGAGCCCCGCGUGCAAAUAGAUGCCCCUCUCCAAAUGCUUGUAACCAACUUGGAUUAUGACGAGCACAAGGGACGCAUUGGCAUUGGAAGAGUGAACGCUGGCACAUUAAGCAAGGGCGAAGUCAAGAUUUGUAAGCCGGAUGAAGCUGACAGGGUUGGCAAAGUGAGCGAGAUCUUUGUUUUUGAGAACUUUGCGAAAGUUCCAGCCGUUAAAGUCGUGGCUGGUGAUAUAUGCGCUUUUGCUGGGAUCAACGAUGUUAUGAUUGGAGAAACGGUGGCAGACAAGGCAAAUGGCGUACCACUUCCUUCCAUUAAAGUAGAGGAGCCCACGGUGAAGAUGUCUUUUUCUGUGAACACUUCACCAUUUUCCGGGCAAGAGGGAAAGUUCGUUACCAGUAGGAAUUUACGUGAUCGGCUCUAUCGCGAGCUUGAGAGAAACCUUGCGAUGAAAGUAGAAGACGGCGAGACUGCUGAGACAUUCAUUGUCAGUGGAAGAGGCACACUUCACAUAACAAUUUUGAUCGAAAACAUGAGGAGAGAGGGGUACGAGUUCAUGGUUGGUCCUCCCAGAGUAAUCCAUAAAGUGCUGAACGGAAAGAAACUCGAGCCUUACGAGGAUGCUAUUGUUGAAGUUCCCGAGCAGUACGUUGGAGCCGCAGUUGAUCUUCUCGGCAAACGCCGUGGACAAAUGCUCGACAUGCAAGCCUCGGAACUUGGAAACACCAUCUUAAAGUAUAGGCUCCCGACCAGAGGCCUCUUGGGGAUCCGAAACUCCCUCCUCUCCGCGAGCCGAGGCACGGCCAUCCUCAACACUGUUUUCCACGGCUACGAAGAAUUCGUUGGUGAUAUUAGCACCAGGGAACAGGGAUCGCUGGUGGCCUUUGAGACUGGGCAAACAACAUCCUACGCUCUUUGUAGCUGUCAAGAGCGAGGACAACUCUUUCUGGGUCCUGGUGUGGAAGUCUACAAAGGACAGAUUGUUGGCAUCCACCAGAGGCCAGGCGACCUCUCCAUCAAUGUCUGCAAGAAGAAAGCAGCCACCAAUAUCCGGUCCAACAAGGAGCAAACUGUUGUUCUGGAUGCACCACAAGACUUUAGCCUGGACGACUGCGUCGAGUACAUUGAAGAGGACGAGCUGGUUGAAGUAACUCCAGUGAGCGUGAGGAUGUGCAAAAAUCCCCGGAUGGCCAGGCGAGGUGGGCGAUGAUUUCCAGAUAGGAUUGAUCGAUUGCUAGAGUUUGCGACUUCGUUCUACGAGGGAGGUACGACUCGUGCUAAGUUUCAAGUGUAUAGCAUUCAUUCCAGGCCCAGGAUAGGACCUCCGGAAAGAACACUUGUAAGCUAUAUCUGUAAAGACGAGAAAGAUCGAUCGUAAAGAUUCAUGACGAGAAAUUUAAUGGGCUUAUCGAGCGAGUGUUGGAUCA